GUUUGAAAAUUCCGUUCAAACUUCGCGGAGAUAUAAUUCUCUGCGUUGAAGGAAAAUAAAUCAAAAGGAAGAAGAAAAGUUUUCUUUGUAAUUCUCUUGUUUUUUGAACGAUGGAUGCUCAUCAUGCUUCGCUAGGUCGAAGAACGCUGGAGGAGAUUCGUCAAAAGAGAGCCGCCGAAAGAAUCAGCAAAGCUUCUUCUGGAUCUGAUCUCACCAAAGCUUCAAUCCCUACCGGUCUCUCCAUUAGCAAGUUAAUUCCAUAUUUUCCUUCGCCAGCCUUCUUUUUAAUUUAUUUUUAUUUUUCUAUGCUUGCAGAUAUUCCCGUCAUGAAGAAAUCAGGAAGCGGGAAUCGACUCUCUGAGGCAGAUGUUAGCGGUUUAGUAUCUCAGCUGAAGGACUUGCAGAAGAAAAAUGUCGAAUUAGAAGAAAAUAACAAGAUAUUAUCCUUGAAGCUUCAAGCAAAGGAAGUGGAGCAUGAAACAUUGCAAACACGGUUUAAUGAGCUGGAACAGAAUACUGUACCAUCUCUAAGAAAGGCUUUGAAGGAUGUUGCAAUGGAGAAAGAUGCAGCUGUUGUUGCACGGGAGGACCUCUCUGCCCAGCUUCGCAUGCUCAAGAAACGUUUGAAAGAAGCAGAAGAAGAGCAAUACAGAGCUGAGGAAGAUGCGGCAGCCUUGAGAGCAGAACUCAACUCAAUGCAGCAACAAGCGAUGAACAGUGCAUUUGGUGGAAUAAAUGCCAUUGGGAAUUCUCCAGAUCAAGUACAAGCAUUAGAAAAGGAAUUAGCUAGAUUAAAGUCUGAAUUACAGCAAGAGUCAUUGUCGAGGCAGCAAGAACGGCAGCAAUUAGUGGAGGUGCAAGGUCGGGUUUCUGCCCUGACAUCAGAAAAGCAGGAACUAGAAGAAAGACUUACUGCUAUAUCCAAAAGGGGUUCAGAAGUAGUCUCCGAAAAAGUGACCCGCAAGCAAUUUUCAGUGGAAGAUAAAGAAAAACUUGAGAAACAGCUACAUGAUAUGGCUGUAGCAAUGGAGAGGCUUGAAAGUAGUAGACAAAAACUUCUAAUGGAGAUUGAUAACCAAUCUUCCGAGAUAGAAAGGCUUUUUGAGGAAAAUUCUAAUCUCUCAUCUUCUUAUCAAGAGGCAAUGACCACAGCAAAGCAGUGGGAGAAUCAGGUUAAAGACUGUCUUAGUCGAAAUGAAGAGCUUCGUAGAGUUCUAGAUAACUUGAGAACAGAACAGGCUAGCUUGCUGAAUAAAAAUGGUUCCUCAGGAUUCGAUAAGGGUGGAGUUAUUGAAACUGGUUCACAGGCUGAUACAACUGAAAUUCUCUCCCUUAAGGGUCAACUUGUGCAAGAACAGAGCAGAGCAGAUUCACUAUCAGCAGAAGUAAUGCAGCUUUCAGCACGUCUCCAACAAGCAACACAAGCAUAUAGCAGUCUUGCACGCCUCUAUAAACCAGUUCUCCGCAACAUCGAAUGCAGUCUCGUCAAAAUGAAGCAAGAUGGCUCUGUUACUGUACAGUGAAUGCAAUGAGCAGUUUUUGUGUGGUGUAAUUUGUUUUUGAAUUCUACGGCACCAAUCCUUGUGCAGAGGAGUUCAAGUUCUUAACAGGCAUUUUUGUUCAUUUCAAAUGGUUACUGAAGUGAUAAUCGAGUAGUUUGUGUACUAUUGUAAUCCAGAGUUUAACUCCAGGCCUUUGGAAUCAAUUGUACUAGAAUUUUGGA
Messenger RNA from Durio zibethinus, 1723 nucleotides. RefSeq lists its product as uncharacterized. The record is from RefSeq and is a predicted model, not a curated record. NCBI's taxonomy places the organism in Eukaryota, Viridiplantae, Streptophyta, Magnoliopsida, Malvales, Malvaceae.